Molecule: messenger RNA, 1024 nt
Organism: Drosophila mojavensis
Lineage: Eukaryota; Metazoa; Arthropoda; Insecta; Diptera; Drosophilidae
Product: probable cytochrome b5
Exons: 4
Coding region: 122-466 (114 amino acids)
Cellular component (GO): intracellular membrane-bounded organelle; membrane
Molecular function (GO): heme binding
Source: RefSeq, a predicted model, not a curated record
AAACAGCUGUAGUCGAAAUUUAGUUCUCAACACACUAGUACAUUCACACACACUUCAGUGUUCAGUAAAAUAUUUUGUAAUUAUUUCGGUUUGUAAUUGUGGUGUUGCUUAGCUUUGCAGAAUGAGCAGGGAAAUCAGUUUGGCCGAAGUGAAAAAGCACAACAAAGCCAAUGAUUUGUGGGUGGUGAUUGAGGACAAGGUGUACGAUUUGACCAAGUUCAAGCAGGAGCAUCCUGGCGGCGAGGAUUCGCUGAUAUCUGUGGCGGGUCGCAAUGGCACACGGGAAUUUCUGGAUGUGGGCCACAGCCAGGAGGCCCGGGAGAUAAUGAAGAAAUUUCUGAUUGGCAAUUUGGCAGCCGCCGACAUUAAGAAAAAAGGGGCCGUGGGACCUUCAACUCAGUUGACAAGCAUGAGCCUGAGCUUGAGCCUGAGCAUGAGCAUGAAAUUUCAGCUGACUUCAGUAUGAGAAAUCAGCGCAUCAUUAUCAUCAUUGAUUGGCUGCGUCAUCUAAUUAGCACGUUCCAUAAGGCCUGCAGAUCGGAAUCGAUUUCCACUUCAUUCACUGACGCAUCCAAUAAGAAUUUCGCAUGUUUGCAAGUUGGCUUACAGCUUACAUUUGCUGUCCAAUAAGCAGGAUCAAAAUGAAUAGGAAUAGGAGUCGGACAAUUGAAGCUGGCUGGUAUUUUGCAUCCAUUAAAAAUAGCCUGAAGAUGUAACUACCACUGCUUACAUAUCAUUUAACCUGAUGACCAAAUAGGACUACAGCUGAAGUCAAGGAAUUCAGUUUGCACUUUCAUUCAAAAUAUCGACUUACAGCUAUUUGCAUUAAUUCCUCAACUAACAGGAUUUGUCUAAUUGGAUAUGCAUUUGUAUAUAUGUAUGUGUAUAUAUAUUAUUUUUUCAAGCUUCAAAUCGUUCGCCAGCACUAAAGUUAAAUUCUACAAAAGCUAAGCGACACCACAAAAUCAAUAAAAAGAAAAAAUGUAAAAAAAAAAAAGAAAAGACUGAGAUGUGAGUUUCAAAA